CCGGGGGAGGGAGGGCAUCGCCCGCCCGCCCCGCCGGGAGAGAGCUCCGGGAGCCGCGCCGGGACGGCCGCGCCGAGGCACCAUGCGGGCUGCGGGGCUGCUGCCGCUGCUGCUGCUGCCGCUGCUGCUCGGUGUCAACUCCCAGGAUAACGCAGAUUCCAUAACCACGACAACAGCCACGACCACAGCGGGAACCACCACGGAAACCACCACGGAAACCACCACGGGAACCACCACGGAAACCACCACGGGAACCACCCCUGCAGCCACCACAGAAACCUCAACAGCCAUCUCCACGACAUCCACCUCAAAUGAAAUCACCACCAUCGCCACUACGACCAAGGAAAGAGCCACUCAGGCCACUGUGGCAGCACCCACCACUGGACAAAGCUUCACCACUGCAAGUGACCCGGGAAAGACACCGUCCCCCACUACAACGUCACCUGUCGUGGUGGCAGYGACCACCCCCACGACAUCUGGGAGCAAAUUGCCCGCCAGCACCGCCACAWCUGGCACAUCUGGGCAGGACAGCUCCUCCCACAGCACCAGAGCCCCCACAACCGCCCUGGCACCAAGCCCCACCACUUCCCAGCAGCCCAGCAGUGCUAUAGCCAGUCCAGGAAACCUGGGGACCACCACGGCUGUGAACCCCAUCCCUGCUAAUGCCACCAGCCCUCCAGGAGCUGUAGGRGCUGCUGGCACAUCCUCUCCCAGCACACAGCCUCAGGGAAACCCGCCCAACACCACUGUGAGCRCCGCAGCGCCGGGGACUGACCCUUCCCAAAGCUCCAAGGAGUGUGUUGUGCCUCCUCCCACAUGUCCCAUCAAUCAGACUUCUUCUUCCAGUUCUCCAGCCCAGGGACCAGCCCCUUCCAUGAGUCCUGGAAGCACCAACACUUCUGUUACCCCUCCAGUUGGAUCCCCAUCCCUCRCCACCACUAAAACACCUCCGAUGUCACAACCGGGCAGCAACGACACGGUCUCAGAGGCACCCACCACCACAGCUCAUGGGGCAGACCAGAGCACCCAGGAUGGAUCUGUAUCAGACAAACGCCCCAGUGCCUCCCAGAGCCCUGACAGUGCCCAUCCACCGGCCCCAAGCCCGGGGAACCACACAGACCUGACAGGGAGCUGCAGUCCUGGCCUCCCGCACCACAAAGUUUCUGUCCAGAAUGAGUUCAUCUGUGAAGACCAGGUGCAGCUUACCAAGCCCACCAUUCAUCUGAAAGAAGCCAAAACCUGUGAUCAGUGGAGGGCUGACAGCAGUGACAUCUCCUUCUUUGAGAGCUUCUGCUCGACGGCGCAGCGCGCGUUCGACGCCGGCAGGGACGGCUGCACGGUGAAGCUGAUGGCCUGCAAACCCCGCUCYCACGACUGGGCUGUGCAUGUGGUCCUGCACCUUCCCCUGGACUCUGAAGAAGUCCUCAAGGAGCUCAAGGAGGACAAGUUAGAGAAGCUCGGCAUCGUCAACAUCACCUCUGGCAAGAUGGUGGAGGACAUGACCAUCACYGACGAGUUCAGCACGCCCCUCAUCAUCACCAUCAUCACCCUGGCCGUGUCCCUGCUGCUCAUCGCCGCCAUYUACGGCUGCUACCAGCGCUUCUCCCACAAGAAGGAUCAGAACAUCCACCCUGAUGUCCCCGGGUUUGAUGAUGGACAUGUGGCCCUGAUCUUUAAUCAGCGCCUGACCGAGGAGAUGCAGACCAUGGAGAAUGGCUACCACGACAACCCCACACUGGAAGUGAUGGAGACCUCCUCUGAAAUGCAGGAGAAGAAGGUGAACCUCAACGGUGAGCUGGGGGACAGCUGGAUCGUUCCUCUGGACACCCUCAUGAAGGAGGACCUGGAGGAGGAGGAGGACACGCAUUUAUAGGAUGCAGAAUUCGAUCAAGAGAAAAACGACCGUUCCCCGAAAAUCCCCCAUAAACCCUACACACACGCACACACAACUCCAAAAUAAGGCAGAAUUCCCCCCAAAAUGAGAAAAACCCUUAAUGAACUAAUCGUGACCCCCUGUGCCACCACAUGGGGUGCAGGAUGGAAGAGGAAAGGACAUGAGAAGACACCUCUGGGGCACAUCAACACAAGCCACUUUGGUGGCCACAUCUGGACAAGCAUCCUCCAUCCCCCACCCGCCUCCCACACCAGACCUGACCAGCCAAGGGCAAAUAGGGUGGCUUUGCUCCUGAAGAGCUGCUGGUCCCCUYCCAUCCCACAUCUGACCACGCCACCUGCAUCCUCCAGCUACGGAGCGAUUCAAAAACCAAGAGAAAUGAAAUAAAUAGGACGGGAGAUGGAGCACGUCUGACAGCAAAGCAGCACCUGGCAAUUAGAGCUCGAAAAAUCCUCUGGCCCACGCUGUUUAGUCAUCACCCUGCCCUCCCUGACGCCCAGGUAUUGAGUGGAAAAAGCUGGAACAGCCUGUUCCUUUUUAAUCUGGUUUCCAUCUUCUCCUCAGAGCUAAAACGCACAAGAGGCCCACGUUGUGCCAUAGGCAAACGGAUGCAUCCGGACCCAGCAGGAUGGGAGGGAUGCAGCRGUGCCAAGGGAUGCUCAGCCCUGCUGCCAAGGGCUGUGGAACAGAUCCUGCACCCACUUGGAGACCAAGAGGUGCAGCAGCUUCUUGUUUUGAAAGGAUGAGGUGGAGGGAUGRGAAAAGGAGGAAUUCCUUGAGUUCRUYCCUCUUAGG
This is a messenger RNA of Malurus melanocephalus (red-backed fairy wren), 2689 nucleotides long. RefSeq names its product podocalyxin like (gene PODXL). Lineage: Eukaryota; Metazoa; Chordata; Aves; Passeriformes; Maluridae. The coding region runs from base 83 to 1873 and encodes 596 amino acids. Gene Ontology annotation, biological process: negative regulation of cell-cell adhesion; positive regulation of cell-cell adhesion mediated by integrin; cell migration. The transcript has 9 exons. Gene Ontology annotation, cellular component: microvillus membrane; apical plasma membrane. The record is from RefSeq and is a predicted model, not a curated record.